AUGUCUGAUCUACCACCCCUCCCAUCGUACACCCUCUCCCCGGUUCAGCCGCUCAUCUCCUUUAUCCCCGACUUCUACCUCUCCCUCAUGCUACCAAUUGCCGCGUACUGGAUCGUAUCAAUGUUCUUUCACAUCAUCGAUGUCUACGAUGUAUGGCCACAAUACCGACUGCAUACACCGGCGGAGAUCCUCAAGAGAAAUCACGUCUCCCGGUAUGAGGUGGCGCGCGAUGUGGUUAUACAGCAGAUCAUUCAGACAGUGGUUGGAAUAAUUCUAGGUAUAACGGAGCCAGAGGAGGUGACUGGAAGGGAGGAGUACGAUAUCGCAGUCUGGGCUACAAGAUUACGAAUUGCUCAAAGGGUUCUGCCGCAGCUCUUGGGUCUUCUAGGUCUCAACGCUGCAGCAAUUUCUAAGAAUAUUGCUGGAUCGCAUCCAAUGCUGGCAGGUGCUCUCGCAGGUGGAAAAUACCCCUCCUUGGCCUUGGGAAUGGAUGCUCUCGGUGGUUCACCAGUUCCUACUUUUGCUAGCUGGGAGGUAUUUGCGGCCAAGGCUCUGUACUGGUACAUUGUACCUGCAUUGCAGUUUUGGUUGUCAAUCCUCAUUGUGGAUACAUGGCAAUACUUCUUACAUCGUGCUAUGCACAUCAAUAAGUGGCUCUACACUACAUUCCAUUCGCGUCAUCAUCGCCUCUAUGUCCCAUACGCUUACGGAGCGCUUUACAACCACCCCUUCGAAGGCUUCCUACUUGACACACUCGGGGCUAGCAUUGCAUACAAAGUUGCUGGGUUGACGCCUCGCCAAGGAAUGAUUUUCUUUACAGCCUCCACCAUCAAAACGGUCGAUGACCACUGCGGUUACGCAUUACCUUGGGACCCCCUGCAACACAUCACAAGCAACAAUGCAGGAUACCAUGACAUCCACCACCAAAGCUGGGGCAUCAAGACCAACUUCUCGCAACCAUUCUUCACCUUUUGGGAUCGACUCUUGGGCACGAUGUGGUCUGGCGAUACAAAACUCCGCUACGCGAGAGACAGAAAGGCAGCACAAUUCAAGGUCGAUGCAGACAAGGUUGAGUUGUGA
Molecule: messenger RNA, 1080 nt
Organism: Mollisia scopiformis
Lineage: Eukaryota; Fungi; Ascomycota; Leotiomycetes; Helotiales; Mollisiaceae
Exons: 2
Coding region: 1-1080 (359 amino acids)
Biological process (GO): lipid biosynthetic process
Molecular function (GO): iron ion binding; oxidoreductase activity
Source: RefSeq, a predicted model, not a curated record